Drosophila takahashii is the source of this 3078-nucleotide messenger RNA. RefSeq lists its product as uncharacterized. Lineage: Eukaryota; Metazoa; Arthropoda; Insecta; Diptera; Drosophilidae. The record is from RefSeq and is a predicted model, not a curated record.
AUGGAUCAAUCUACCGAACCCAGCGGCGAGGAAAGCCAUGCUUUUAAAUGUUCCCUAUGUCAAAUAGCGAACGAGGAUGUCACACUUGUCUGCAAUGGCAGCGAAUGUGAAAGCAUGUGCCACCCAGGUUGCGCCGAGGAAAGGGUAGACGGAGUAGGUUGGAUCUGCGCAGCGUGCGAGGCUGAUGCCCACGAGCAGAAUCACAUGACGUUCAGAUCAGGAAAGCUCGAGGAAACGGUUCCUUCAAAGGAAUACAACACAACCCCACAAGGUGGAGACCCGGACGAGCAAGGAGCGGAUGGAGCCCCUACAUCGAAGAGGGAAGCACUGCACCUGCGCGAGGAGUUGACGUUGUUAGAAGAAGAGGACCACAUUCUAAAACUGAGGCAGCAACUACUGCAGAGGCGAAGGGAGCUUCUGUCGAGGUCCGCAGCGGAGCGGGCUGACCUCAGUUGGACGGCAAAUGUGCCGGAGGCAUGCAGUACCCAAGCGUGCCAGAAACCCCAAGUGUCGAACAACACAUUACUGGAUGUACCAGGGUUCAACAGUAAGAAGUCAUCUUACCCAUGGAUGUUGAGUACCGGCGGGGAGCGUGACACUGUAGUCAUGUCGGGCCGACCAGCAGCCAGAAUAUCAGCAGAGCAGCUGGCUGCGCGGAAAACUAAUGUUGCUGACUUGGUAAAGUUUUCCGGAAAGCCUGAGGACUGGCCCAUGUUCCUGGCCACGUACGAACAGUCGACCGAGCUAUGUGGGUUUUCCGACGCCGAGAACCUGAUGCGGCUGCGCCACGCACUGGAGGGUCCAGCAAAGUUAGCGGUUCGGAGCUUAAUGCUACACGCAGACUGCGUUCCGCAGAUAUUGUCCACAUUGGAGAUGCGUUUCGGAAGGCCGGAAAUAAUAAUCGAUUUGUUGCUUAAACAAAUAAAACAAUUUCCCUCGGUGAGGGAAAACAAGUUGGAGAACAUAGUCGACUUUGCUAUGGAGGUGCAAAACGUGUGCGCCACCAUGAAGGCGUCCAAGUUGGAGCAGUACCUCAACAACCCUGCUCUAACGCAAGAAUUGGUAUCCAAACUGCCAUGCAUACUCCAGACCUUUUGGGGCAUGCACAAGAUGACUCUACGUGUGUGUACCCUGGCAGACUUUAGCGCAUGGCUCUCGCAGAUGGCGCAAGGAGCGAACAGCGUUAUGGUUCCCAGUUCGCAAGGAAGGUCUGAGAGGCGAGGAGUGGUGAAUACGCACGUGGUGCGUAAGGCAUGCAAGGUGUGUCUAAAGAACUGUGGAUCAGUUCAGGAGUGCAGAAAGUUCCUGGAGAUGACAACUUCAGAUCGUUGGAAGAUGACCAGGCGAUUAGGACUAUGCUGGCGGUGCUUCUCAAAUCACACAGUCCAGUCUUGCGGUAUGGCUGGCACUUGCGGCUUAGAAGGGUGUCAGCAGAAGCACCACCCAUUGCUACAUCGGGAGAGCCGUGAAGGUGUUCAGGCUAACUGUAAUGCUCAUCGUCAAGACGCAGCAGCUGCUGUGCUGUUUCGCGUCGUACCAGUGACGCUUUACUCCAAUGGGAAUCAAGUUAACACACACGCCUUUUUAGACGACGGAUCUUCUCUCACCCUGAUUGAUGAACCCCUGUUGGCGGCCCUAGGAGUGAAGGGACAACGACAGCCUCUCUGUAUGCAGUGGACCGCAGGGAUGCAUCGCUACGAAGACGAAUCCGUUAGAGUGGAUCUUCAAAUCUCGGGUGCCGGCAUGACCAAGGUAUACAAUUUGAGAGAUGUUCACUCUGUCAAAGCACUUGAUCUCCCGGCGCAAACGUUGGAUGUCGACCAUCUGAAGAACAAGUACAAGCACCUAAGACACUUACCACUAGGAGGCUACGCUGGAGCCCAACCGAGACUGCUGAUCGGUCUUAACAACUGCGGUCUUGGACGCGCCCUCCGCACAAGGGAAGGCAGUCUGGAGGAACCCAUCGCCGAGAAGACCCGACUAGGAUGGACGGUUAAAGGCGGUGGAACAACGUCCUCUACGGAUGCGGAAAUCAGAAGAUAUCAUGUAUUCCAGAUAUGUGCUUGUGAGGAGGACAACAAUAAAGAGAUUCUGCGACUUCUCCGACAACACCUGUGGUCGGAACAGGAAGUGGGUUACGGAGCGGAGUGUAAAUCCCAAUCUGAUGACGAUCUUCUGGCCGUCCGGCAAUUGGAGGCAAAUACGAUGCGCGUCGAAGGACGGUUUGAGACCAGCCUGCUGUGGAGGCAUAAGGAUAGUGAUCUACCCGAUAGUCUGCCCACCGCCCUCAAGCGAGCACAUUGUCUUAAUCAGAAGCUGUUGCGUCAACCAGACCUGGCUAGCGAGGUGCGACGACAACUAGACGAGUACGUACGGAAAGGAUAUGCAAGACCAAUCUCACCAACAGAAGCAGUUGAAAGCCCUUACUGGUAUCUGCCAAUAUUCCCCGUAGUCAACGUUAAUAAGCCGGGAAAGCUUCGCAUUGUGUGGGACGCAGCCGCAAGAAGCGAGGGUAUUUCACUUAACUCUCUACUGCUGAAAGAGCCAGCUCAACUGGCGCCUCUGGUGCCCAUACUACGCAGGUACCGAGAAAGGCGAGUGGCCAUCGGCGGAGACAUUGCGGAAAUGUUUCACCAGGUGAGAAUACGCGCAGAAGAUCAAAGGUAUCAACGCUUCAUAUUCAUAGACCCGGAAACGCAAAAGCGGGAGAACUACGUUAUGCAAGUAAUGACCUUUGGGGCAAGUUGCUCCCCAAGCUGCGCGCAAUUUGUGAAGAACCGAAAUGCCAGUGAAUUCGAGAAGCAGUAUCCGAGAGCCGUGAAGUGCAUUCUUGAGAAUCACUAUGUAGACGACAUGCUGGAUAGUGUUGACACAGAAGAAGAGGCAAUUAACUUGGCCAGAACCGUGCACCAUAUACAUUCUCAAGCGGGAUUCCACAUACGAAACUGGGUUUCCAACUCCCGAACAGUCCUGGAGGCACUAGGACAAGAGAAGGGUGCGAUGGUACAACUGGAUGAGAACGCUGACAAGGGUACAGAGAAGGUUCUUGGCAUGUGGUGGGAUACAAAGAAGAUAUGA